Messenger RNA from Chiroxiphia lanceolata (lance-tailed manakin), 2193 nucleotides. RefSeq names its product splicing factor 3b subunit 2 (gene SF3B2). The record is from RefSeq and is a predicted model, not a curated record. The coding region runs from base 16 to 2193 and encodes 725 amino acids. Gene Ontology annotation, biological process: mRNA splicing, via spliceosome. Gene Ontology annotation, cellular component: U2-type spliceosomal complex; nucleus; catalytic step 2 spliceosome. NCBI's taxonomy places the organism in Eukaryota, Metazoa, Chordata, Aves, Passeriformes, Pipridae. The transcript is spliced from 19 exons.
CGGGAGCGGGACAAGAUGGCGGCGGAGCGCGCGGAGGCGGCGGGAGCGGGGCCGGGGGGGGCCCCCGGGGAGCCCCUCAGGGACCCCCGCGCCGCCGAGCGCUCCCCCUACGCGAGCUGGGCCCACCCCGAGCUCCAGGCCACGCUGGCCGGCAUCGGGGCCCCCGCGCAGGGGACCCGUGAGGAGCUGCUGGAGCGACUCCAGGCCUACACCCUGCAGACUGGGAUCGUGCUGAGCCGCCCCAACCUGCGCCCCGAGGAGGGGGACAAGGCCCCGCCCCCCCAGCUGCCCCCCCUGCUCCCUCCCCCCCCUCCGGGGCUGGGCUUGGGUUUUGGGCUGGGGGGGGGUCCCGUGGGGGGGGUCCCGGUGCCCCCCCCGCCCCCUCCCCCGGGGGGGCUGUCGGAGGAGGAGCGGCUCUCGCUGGGGCAGCAACAGGCGGCCCUGCUGCUGCAGGAGGAGAGGGGCCAGCACCCCUUUGGGGACAAGGCCAAGGAGCAGGAGCUGCUGGAGCAGCAGAAGAGGGCCGCGGUGCUGCUGGAGCAGGAGCGGCAGCAGGAGAUGGCCAAGCUGACCCCCCCGCCCCCCCCGGCCCCCCGCGGCCCCCCUGAGGGGACCCCCCUGGGCACCCCCCUGGGCACCCGGACCCCGCUGGCCCCCCGAGGUGGUCCCAUGGGAGCCCCCCUGCCCAUGGGGGCCCCCCGGCCCCGAGGACCCCCCCCACCCCCUGGGGAGGAGAGCAGAGAGCCCGAGGACUCCGGGGUGGGCCCCAAGAUCCCGCAGGCGCUGGAGAAGAUCCUGCAGCUCAAGGAGAGUCGGCAGGAGGAGCUGGUCACCGUCCCGGGGGGCUCAGGGGAGGAGGAGAUGGAGACGGAGCCGCGGGCGUCGGCCUCGGAGACCGAGGAGGACACGGGGGGCUCCAAGAAGGAGAGGAACCGGAAGCGCCGGAACCGCAAGAAGAAGAAGCGGGGGGGGAGGGGCGCGGCCCGGGAGGGUCCCCCCACCCCCACCCCCCCCAAGGGGGACCCCGAGACCCCCGGGGAGACCCCCCCGGAGGUGGAGAUCGAGUACGUGACCGAGGAGCCCGAGAUCUACGACCCCAACUUCGUCUUCUUCAAGAGGAUCUUCGAGGCCUUCAAGCUGACGGAUGACGUGAAGAAGGACAAGGAGAAGGAGCCGGAGCGGGCGGAGAGGGCGGAAAACGCCGGAGCCCCCCGGAAAAAGGGACCCGAGGACGGGACCAGGGGCAGCGACGGGGACAGCUCGGAGGAUGAGCAGGAGAAGAAGCAGGAGGUCCCCAAGCUCUCCAAGAAGAAGCUGCGGCGCAUGAACCGCUUCACCGUGGCCGAGCUGAAGCAGCUGGUGGCCCGUCCGGACGUGGUGGAGAUGCACGACGUGACGGCUCAGGACCCCAAGCUGCUGGUGCACCUCAAGGCCACGCGGAACUCGGUGCCGGUGCCGCGGCACUGGUGCUUCAAGAGGAAGUACCUGCAGGGCAAGAGGGGCAUCGAGAAGCCCCCGUUCGAGCUGCCCGAGUUCAUCAAGCGCACGGGCAUCCAGGAGAUGAGGGAGGCCCUGCAGGAGAAGGAGGAGCAGAAGACGAUGAAGUCCAAGAUGCGGGAGAAGGUUCGGCCCAAGAUGGGCAAGAUCGACAUCGAUUACCAGAAGCUGCACGACGCCUUCUUCAAGUGGCAGACCAAGCCCAAGCUCACCAUCCACGGGGACCUCUACUACGAGGGGAAGGAGUUCGAGACGCGGCUGAAGGAGAAGAAACCGGGAGAUCUCUCGGAUGAGCUGAGGAUCGCACUGGGAAUGCCCGUGGGACCGAACGCCCACAAGGUGCCCCCCCCGUGGCUGAUCGCGAUGCAGCGCUACGGACCCCCCCCCUCCUACCCCAACCUCAAGAUCCCGGGGCUCAACUCCCCCAUCCCUGAGGGCUGUUCCUUCGGGUACCACGCGGGGGGGUGGGGGAAGCCCCCCGUGGACGAGACGGGGAAGCCGCUUUAUGGGGACGUGUUCGGGACCAACGCGGCCGAGUUCCAGACAAAGGAAGAGGAGGAGGAGAUCGACCGGACCCCCUGGGGGGAACUGGAGCCCUCGGACGAGGAAUCCUCGGAAGAGGAGGAGGAGGAGGAGAGUGAUGAAGAAAAACCGGAUGAGACCGGAUUCAUCACCCCUGCUGACAGCACCCAUUGA